AUGAACGCAAAAUCCGACACCAAUCGGCAUGUUCUAACGAUCCAGGCGAAAAAGAAGCGUCAUAAGACAGCUAAGAGGAAGGCUAAACAACAGGCACAGCAAGCAGCAGCACAAGCGGCUGCCACAGCUCAGCAGCAACAGAGCCAGGUGUCAUCUCCCGAUAAUGAGAUGAAUCCGGUUCCGGCAAAUGACAAUCAGCAGUAUUCAAGCUUUGCAAGUAGCAACAAAAAGAACAGCAGCUCCAACGAGUCGAUUGAUGAACGCGAUGAGGAUCGACUGUUGGACGACGCCGGCGGUUACAGCAGUGAUGAACGAGAGGGGGAACAGGAGUGUCGUGAAGAUUACUGCCGGGGAGGCUAUCAUCCGGUCAAAUUGGGCGAUUUAUUCCUGCAGCGAUAUCACGUUAUUAGGAAACUCGGAUGGGGUCACUUUUCAACCGUUUGGCUCAGUUGGGAUCUGGAAGAAAAACGGUACGUAGCGCUAAAAAUUGUUAAAUCUGCCCAGCAUUUCACCGAUACGGCCAAGGAUGAGAUUCAAAUAUUAAAAUCGAUACGAAAUGCUGAUCCGGAUGAUCCAAAGCGGAACAAGACAGUUCAAUUGUUGAAUGAUUUCCGGAUAACCGGUGUCAAUGGAACACACAUAUGUAUGGUGUUUGAAGUUUUGGGUCAUAAUUUGUUGAAACUGAUUCUGAAAAGUAAUUAUCGCGGAAUUCCGUUGCCUAACGUGAAAUCAAUCAUUCGGCAAGUCCUAGAAGGGUUGGAUUAUCUACACGCAAAAUGCAAGGUGAUACACACAGAUAUCAAACCGGAAAAUGUGCUGCUGUGUGUGGACGAGAGUUACAUACGAAAAUUGGCCUGCGAAGCAACGGAAAUGCACACGAUGGGUUGCCGUCUGCCGUUCUCUUUGAUUUCAGCUGCUCCGCCGCAGUUCCAGGAGCAGCCGCUUAGUCAGAAUAUGAGUAAAACUAAGAAAAAGAAGCUAAAGAGGAAGGCUAAAAUGCAGACGGAGCUGAUUCGGCAGCAAAUGGAACAUAUUCAGCAGCAAGAGUUUGGCACCACGACAGCACUGGAAAACUGCGAAACUGAAUUGAUCUCGACAAAGAAAAUGGACCAAGAGCAUGACGAUUGCGAAUCUCCCAUUGCUUCCCCGGAUAGUCCCCGAUUGUUAAAUGGCGACCGUUCUGGUAGCCCAUCCGGUUCCUCCGGUGAUGAGGACGAAUCCCCCGCCAAAACAACAGCAGCAGCGAAAUCGUCUGAAGCUUCCCCUAAUUCGUCCAGUCCGGAUCAGUCGACUUCCAACAACAACGACGAUGCAGUCCUAAAGAAAGCUUCUUCAUCCUCUCUUCCGACUGCUUCGUCCUCGCAGGCAAUCUGUACCGAAGGUAAACUGGACAUCAGUGAAUCGAUGCGCAAGAUUCUUUCUCGGGUGAAAGAGCGUAAAGAUCCGGCAUUUGAGGUGUGCGAUGUGGAAGUGAAGAUCGCUGAUUUGGGAAACGCCUGUUGGGUGGACAAGCACUUUACCGAGGACAUUCAGACACGCCAGUAUCGUUCGUUGGAGGUCAUCAUCGGUUCCGGGUACAACACAUCAGCCGAUAUCUGGAGCACGGCCUGUAUGGCAUUCGAAAUGGCCACAGGAGACUAUCUGUUCGAACCGCACUCAGGGGACAACUACUGUCGGGAUGAUGAUCACAUUGCCCAUAUCAUCGAGCUGCUGGGACCAAUUCCGAAGCGGAUCGCCCUUUCCGGUCGUAUGUCCAAUCAUGCGUUCAAUUCGAAGGGAGAAUUACGGAAUAUUUCCGGACUGAAGCCGUGGGGUUUGGUUGAUGUGCUGCGGGAGAAGUACGAGUGGAGCUUGGAGGAUGCGAUUGAGUUCAGUGAUUUUCUCAGCCCCAUGCUGAGCUACGAUCCGAAGUCUAGGGCUACGGCAUCCGAGUGUCUGAAGCACUCCUGGUUGAAGCAUUGA
Topomyia yanbarensis is the source of this 1962-nucleotide messenger RNA. It is a transcript of the gene SRPK, whose product is annotated as SRSF protein kinase 3. Gene Ontology annotation, molecular function: protein kinase activity; ATP binding. The transcript has a single exon. The coding region runs from base 1 to 1962 and encodes 653 amino acids. Gene Ontology annotation, biological process: protein phosphorylation; spliceosomal complex assembly; regulation of mRNA processing. The record is from RefSeq and is a predicted model, not a curated record. NCBI's taxonomy places the organism in Eukaryota, Metazoa, Arthropoda, Insecta, Diptera, Culicidae.